CCUGCAAAGUUUUCUUUGCCAAGGACCCUCUGAAGAUAGUGCGUGCUCAGGGCCAAUACAUGUUUGAUGAGAAAGGAGAAAAAUACUUAGACUGUAUCAACAACGUUGCACAUGUUGGCCACAGCCAUCCAUACGUGAUAAAGGCUGCAACAAAACAGAUGGAACUGCUCAAUACAAAUUCCCGGUUCCUGCAUGACAACCUUGUUCAGUAUGCGCAACGUCUCACAGCCACCCUGCCCGAGAAACUCUCUGUUUGCUAUUUUGUUAACUCUGGGUCUGAAGCAAAUGAUCUUGCUUUACGACUGGCUCGGCAGUACCAUGGGCACCAAGAUGUGAUCACCCUUGAAAAUGCUUACCAUGGCCAUGUUACAUCUCUGAUUGACAUCAGUCCCUAUAAAUUUAAUCAGCUGGGAAAGGACAGCAAGAAGGAGUUUGUGCAUGUGGCUCCUUCUCCAGAUAUCUACAGAGGGAAAUACAGGGAAGACGACCCAGAUCCAGCAAGUGCUUAUGCUGAAGAGGUGAAAAAGAUUAUUGAAGAAACGCAGAAGAAUGGACGCAAGAUUGCUGCCUUCAUAGCAGAAUCCAUGCAGAGCUGUGGAGGCCAAGUAAUUCCACCUGUGGGCUAUUUCCAGAAAGUGGCAGAGUACGUGCGUGAGGCAGGUGGAGUGUUCAUAGCUGAUGAGGUCCAGGUUGGCUUUGGCAGAGUUGGGAAGCAUUUUUGGGCAUUCCAGCUGCAAGGCGAAGACUUUGUGCCUGACAUUGUUACCAUGGGAAAGCCCAUUGGCAAUGGCCACCCUAUGUCUUGUGUGGUCACAACAAGGGAAAUCGCUGAAAGUUUUGGUGCCUCCGGACUGGAGUAUUUCAAUACAUUUGGAGGCAAUCCAGUGUCUUGUGCUAUUGGUUUGGCUGUGCUGGAGGUAAUAGAAAAAGAAGAUCUCCAAGGAAAUGCUACACGUGUAGGAAAUUACCUCCUGGAGUUGCUGGCUGAGCAAAAGGAGAAACACCCCUUAGUGGGAGAUAUCAGGGGUGUUGGAUUGUUUGUUGGAGUGGAUCUGGUGAAAGAUCAACAAAAGCGAACACCAGCCACAGCUGAAGCCCUUCACCUUAUUUACAAGCUGAAAGAGCAUCAAAUCCUUCUUAGUGCAGAUGGACCCCACAGAAAUAUACUAAAAUUUAAACCACCAAUGUGUUUCACAAUGGAAGAUGCAAAACACGUAGUGGAGACAAUUGAUGCACUUCUCACAGAAAUGGAAGAGGCAACUGGAAUGAAGACAGAAAAUAAUGCACAGUGUAAAAGAAAAACAACUGAAGAGAGUUCUCAACCAGGAGGUGCAAAUGAAAGCAUCGGCCACAUGAAUGGAGCUGCCUGCAGACAAGAAAAUAGGCUUUAUUCUAAAAAACGCUCAGUGCCAAGUAAAAGAAUAAGAACAUGAAGAGGGAAAGUUCCUUCAUUCAGUUUGAAUUUGUGUCCGGCUUGCUUUUGAGAUGAAGAGUGCAAUAGCCCGAGUCCUAGGAUCUGUUUGAAGCCUAGUCCUAGCUUCCAUAAACUGGCUGAAUUCCUAUUAGCUUCAGUAGGAGUUUAAAAUACCUUUUCAGAUACAUGAGAACUGCACCAUGUGGCUUGAAAUCUAGAUGUGAUGGAACAGACCAGUGAUACACAAAUACUUUGGUGCUGAUGGCAGGCUUGACAUAGGUGCACAAACUCAGUGAAAACUGUGGAUUUACCUGUAUUACACAGAAUCUGAAUUGCUUAACCACCAUACAAGCAAAUGCCAAUCCUAUUAAGUUUAAAAUUAUAUGUUUAACAUGCUAUUUUUACAAUAUUUUAAAUUUCAAUAUGUAAUAUUGAGAUAAUUACUUCCCAUGUUUUAAUGGCUGAGUUCACAAAACAAUGCUCGAGAGAGAAAUCAUUAUUAUCUUCCAGUGUAACUUAGGUCCUAUGGACCAUAUUCCCAGCUGAUGUAAAUUGGUGUAGCUUUGUUAAUGUAA
Messenger RNA from Pygoscelis adeliae (Adelie penguin), 1989 nucleotides. RefSeq names its product ethanolamine-phosphate phospho-lyase (gene ETNPPL). Lineage: Eukaryota; Metazoa; Chordata; Aves; Sphenisciformes; Spheniscidae. The coding region runs from base 60 to 1433 and encodes 457 amino acids. The transcript is spliced from 12 exons. Gene Ontology annotation, molecular function: transaminase activity; pyridoxal phosphate binding; ethanolamine-phosphate phospho-lyase activity. Gene Ontology annotation, cellular component: mitochondrion. The record is from RefSeq and is a predicted model, not a curated record.